Molecule: messenger RNA, 6852 nt
Organism: Ziziphus jujuba (common jujube)
Lineage: Eukaryota; Viridiplantae; Streptophyta; Magnoliopsida; Rosales; Rhamnaceae
Product: protein FAR1-RELATED SEQUENCE 5-like
Exons: 2
Coding region: 3452-4903 (483 amino acids)
Biological process (GO): regulation of DNA-templated transcription
Source: RefSeq, a predicted model, not a curated record
AUAAAUAUUAGACCCAUUAUCAAUCUCUCUAGACUAGCAAAUUUUCACUUUGCUGUUAUUAUUUUUUUGAAAGUUUAUUAUAAACUGCGUAUGUGAAACACCCUUCUUAAUAACCUUUAUUCACUAAGAAGCUUUUUUAUUUAGAUAACAAAGAAUCUUAUUCUAAAAAUCAUUCCAUACUUUGCCAUAUAAUCAUUCCAAAGCUGAUCAACGGUCUUCCCCGGCAGCUCAACAAAAUGAUUUGGAAUAUAACCAUUUCUCAUUUUCUUGUCCAUUACAGUAAUCCAAAAACCCAGCAGUAACAUCGUAGCCUUUGCCCCAACCUUAUCCCUCCCCUGGCGACGCCCAGUGGCUUGGUAGAUACCCAGAUUUCAACCUCACAAAGUCUGCGAUUCCUUCAAUCAACCAACCUGGAUCUGUUCUUUAUUAUUCCAUUGCCCUAUACGGCUCAUCUCACGACAAAUAAACCCCAUGACCUCCUUCUUUAAUUACGGCAUUCCCCUUGGUAAUCCUUGAGGUGCCCUGUAUAUAUUGACAUGAAUCUGGGCAUUCGUUGCGAAAUCAUGAUCCACGUCCUUUCUAUCUGCAGCAUUGUUUUGCUGGAACAGCCACCAUAUGAAAUCUAUGGCAGAUAUUGUUGAUGUGCAACUCUGAAUGCCAGAAUCUUAUUAUGAAUACUCAAAUCUUCUUCCUUGAUAUGCAAGAAAAGGUAAACAACAUGAAGAAUGUUAAGAGUACUAAUGGGAUGCUGGCAAAAUACACUUUUGUGUUUAGUAGUGAAUUUGAAGUAUUCUAAAACUCAGUGUAGACUCAGAAUGAUGUACCUUUGCAGAGUGUAACGGUUGGGUUUAAGUAACAAUGUGUCUUUGAUUUUCAAGAAUCCUUAUAGGAUUCGGAAUCCUAAUCCCAAAGAGUAUUGAAUCAGAGAGUUAUUUAUUGAGUUGCAGUUGACUCAUAGAAAGGUCCUUUCGAUAUUAGUCUUCUUCAGACAUCCCAAUCAUAUUUAUUCUUGACGUGAAUACCUUUCAAUUUGGUCUUGUUCCAUUCAGCUUUAGAUUCAUUUAAUACGUGAUUUGCCUCUCAGUUUAGUUGAUAUAAUAUCAACUCCAAUCGUAUCAAUUCAGAUUGUAUAAAGAAUUAAUUCAUCUCGGAAGCAUAUAGUAUCUAAAUAAUUGAUCAUAUGACCAAUCAAGCAAAUGUGAGAAUUUAUUCUUCUCAGAAACAACCUUCUUAGCCGAUAUUACAGUGGAAACCAUAAAAGCUAUUUUUAUCAGCCGUGAGGUGUUUCAAUUAAGAGAGUAAAGAUAAAUUAUUAUGGUUUGUGGAGAAGCACUAAAUGCACUUAACCUUAUUGUGUUGAGCUGGCAGCCAUGAUAUGAAUACACGUGUUACAACCAGAAAUGCACACAUGGAAAGAGAAAUUAAAUUGUUGCUUUAACAUAGACCGUUCGUUUGAAUUUCAAAUUUGAGAUCUUAACUGUUCAUCUAGGAUUUAAAACCCAUAUCUUCUCCUCCAUUUCUCCAUGUUUGCCAUUUUCAAACCUUUGAGUUUUUUUGAAAACCAAACUCCUUGAAGCUAGAAAACAUUCUUCAAUUUUUUCAUGUUUGCAAAUUCAGUCUAAUCUUAUUUUACAUCAAGCUUCUUUGUUUGUGUUCAUCAGUGGUUUCGGUUCUGAACAUCUGAUUCACCAACCUUUGAUACGUUGCCACUGCAUUUUUCAAUCUGAAAGGUAUCACUUUGUAGCGAUAAGUGCCUCUUUUAAUCAUGAAAGAUGUUGUUUCUUAAUUAUUAGGACGCAUCAAAAUUUGGUUGUAUCCUAAGAAUGCAUCCAUAAAGCUCAUCACUUCAUGUCUUGCAAUUGUAUCAUCCAGCAUAUAUCUUGGAAAGCGAAAAACUAUUUUUGAGUAGGCCUUGUUUAGACCAGUGAAAUCUAUACAGAUCCCAUUUUUUCCAUUUUUCCUUUUAACUACUAAGAGAUUGGCUAGCCAAUCUAGAAAUUCGAAUUCUUAGAUUAAAUCAUGUUCUUCAAGCUUAUUAACAUCCCUAUUGAUUAUUUGAUUCCUUUCGAAUAUGUACUUUUUUCUCGUCUGCUAAAUUUGCUUAUAAGUGUUAAAAUGUUAAAUAAUAAUUAUAAUAAAUAAUUUGUAAUUUCAUGGCAAAAUCAGCAAUUUAAGAAGUGUUUGUAAAAGUAUACUUAAUAUGAGGGACAAAGUUUUCUGUGAACAAUGUGUGCCAAGGUGGAAUCCUUGUUGGUACACAUGACCAAUAAAAAAAUGUCAUAUAUAACAUAGUCAUUUAAAAAAUCCACUUCACCUUUUUUAUAUUGUUAACCCCGUUAACCCUCCAUUAUCCCAUUUCUAUUUUAUUUUGAUAAGGAAAGAACCAAAUAUUAGAAAAUAUAAUGGAAUAAAAGACGUAGAAAUAGAGAUAUAUUUUGAAACCCUAGAACUUUCAGUUUUUCCAUAUAGCUUGCUUUUCAUCUUUUUGCUUUUGGACUCUUGCGCAUGCUCAAAAGUAUGGACACUACUGGUCCAGGUAAGUAACGAUUUCCAUUCAAUAUUUAUUCUUUUAUCUGGUUUACACGUUUAGUUUAAUAUAUUGUUGCAUAAGAUGAUGUAUAAUCAAACUUUUAUAUGAUAUUAUUUAAUUUGCUUCAAUUAUCAAUUAUUUUUCUAUGAUAAAACUGACUGUAUAGAGAAAUAAACAAACCAGAAAACGUACAGGUCCUAGAAAACAAGUGUAUAGCUCCCAAAAAAGGAACUCAUUUUUUUUUUUUUUUUUUUUGGGACCAAUGUACACCAAUUUGAAAAUAAAGGGGUCGAUAAGUUGGAUUUUAAAACGAAUAAUGUAAAAUAAAAAAUAAAAUAAAAAAUAUAUUUGGAGAAGCACAUAAGGUGAUUAUAUUGAUAUUUCAAAAGGCUCAAGAUAUUAAGAAAAAAAAAAAUGAAAAUAGAAAACCUACAACUAACAAGGUGCUAGUUGGCUUCGUAGUAAACUGCAACUCCAGAAUUUUACCUUUUAAAAAAUAUUUUUAAACAAAACAUUUAUAUAAUACUUCCUUAAUUUAUCAUAGCAAUUGUCUGAAGUAGUAAAGGGGAUGGAAAAAUGCAUGAUCCAAAAUUCCACUUUCUCAAAAAAGGAACUCUUUUUUUUUGUUCUUUUUUUUUUUUUUUUUUUAAUUUGUUUCAUUAUUCCUAUAUUGUGGAACCGCAAGAAACUUGCUAGAAACAUAACUUGUGUACAUACCGUGAACUGAAUUUUGAUUUUGUUUCCAUGUUUUUGAGUUUUUAUUAUUUUAUAGCUUACUAGAAGCAUAGCUUGCUUAGAAUAUUUAUAUUUCCUUAUUAUGAAUCUUUUUGAAAUUCAACAGUGAUAUAUGUUGGUAGUGAUGUUGAAGAAAUUGGAAAUAUAGAGUUUAUAAAUCGAAAAGAAAAUGAAGAUAGUAAUUUAAUGGGAAAGAUGGUAAACAGUGAAGAAGAAGCUUUCGAUCUUUACAAUGCAUAUGCAUUAAAGAUUGGUUUUAGCAUUCGCAAAGGAAGGGUCACAUAUUUUACCGGUUCAAAGAAUAGACGUACUCGUGAAUUUUUGUGUUCUAAAGAAGGUUUUAAGUUAGAUGGUGAUUUUGUUGAGGAGAAAAAAACAAAAAGAUUAGAAACUAGAACUGGUUGUAAAGCUUCUAUUCGCUUCCUAAAUGAAGAUGGAACUUGGAAAGUUGUUUCAUUUAUUUUGGAACAUAAUCAUGAGCUUGCAAAGCCAUCGGAAAGACAUUUAUUAAAAUCUGGCCAUUGUAUUUCAAAACCUAAGGCCAAUAUCAUAGAUUCCAUGGUCAAUGCCGGAAUAAGGACGAAGGAUGCUUUUUCAUACCUUGCAGAAGAAGUAGGAGGCAUUCAAAAUGUUGGAUUUACAAAGAGAGAUUGUUACAAUUAUGUUAGUAAGCAAAAAAUGAUGGUGAUUAGUGCUGGAGAUUCUCAAAGUCUAAUAAAUAUUUUCAAGGCAAGACAAGUUGAAGAUUCCAUGUUUUUUUACACUAUUCAAGUUGACGAAGAAAAUAGGAUGACAAAUUUUUUUUGGCGAGAUGGAAGAUCACGAAUUGAUUAUGACUGUUUUGGAGAUGUACUUGUUUUUGAUACUACAUACUGCACCAACAAAUACAAUUUAAUAUGUGCACCAUUUGUUGGUGUCAAUCAUCAUUGGCAAAAUGUGAUGUUUGGUUGUGCAUUCUUAUUGGAUGAGACAACUGCUUCAUUUGAAUGGUUAUUUAAAUCAUUUUUGGAGUCAAUGGGACACAAGCAACCAAUAACAAUUUUUACAGAUCAAGACCAGGCAAUGUCAAAUGCUAUAGAGAGAAUAUUUCCUAAUACACGACAUCGUCUAUGUCAAUGGCAUAUUUCAAAGAAUGCUCCAUCACAUUUGGGGGAAUUAAAUACAAAUUCUGAGUUUAAGUAUUUGUUUAAUAAGUGCCUCAAAGGUUGUGAUACAGAAUUGGAAUUUCAACAAAGUUGGGAUAAAAUGAUUCAGAAGUUUAACCUUAAAGAUCAUAAUUGGCUUAACAUGUUAUACAGGGUGCGAGCCAAGUGGAGUACUGCAUUUACUAAGGAUCUCUUUACAGGUGAAAUUAAAUCUUCCCAGAGAAAUGAAAGUACAAAUAAUGUUUUAAAUGGCAUAGCUAACAAGAUUAUAAGUCUAACCAAAUUUGUGAUUGCUUUUGAAAAUGUGGUGGCUGGAAUGCAUUCUUCAGAGAUGAAUGAGGAUUUUCGAUGUAAACAAGGUGCACCUAUAAAAGUAAUGAAAAAAGUGGAAUUUUGGAUCAUGCAUCUCAAGUGUAUACUUGUAAAAUGUUUAAAGUUUUUGAGAAAGAGUUGCUUGGAAGUAUUGCAACAACAUGGAAAGAGUUGUUUCUAGAGAUUCAUUUAGUAAAUUUGAAAUAUGUGAAUAAGGUAGUAAGAAAAUAUGUAUUGUGCACUUUAUUAAUGAAUGUGGAUCCGAAGUUGUUGUUUCUUGUUCUGGUAAAAAAUUUAAGUCAUUGGGUAUGUUGUGCUGCCAUACCUUGAGAGUACUUAGCAUAAAAAACUUUAAUAGAAUUCCAAAUCAAUAUAUUUUCAAAUGCUGGACAAAAGAAGCCAAAAAUGGGAUUAUGGAUUAUGAAGAAUCGCUGGUUCAUCAACAAGUGAAAAGGAUUCGAAGGUGGUUUGGUGUAAUAGUUUGAUUCGUAUUGCAAGUAACUCUAUCUAUAAAGGUUUUGACACAAGUAGCAAGAACCAUUUGUAAGAAAAAAAAUACUUGAGCUUGAGGAAGAAAUUGAAAGAGAAAUUAAAAAGAACAAGCUUAAGGAGGAUAUUGAUUUACGAGGUAAGGAAGUCAAUCAAGAAAAUGACAGUAAUAUAACACCAGUUUUAGAUCCACCACAAGCAAAGCCGAAAGGCUUAUCAAACUCUCGGCUCAUAAACCAUUUUGAGAAACGUAAAGUCAAGUCCACAGAAAGCUACAACUUCAGGUAAGAGUACUUUUCUUUUAUACUUGAAAUAGAAGUUGUAAUAUUAUUUGUAAUAUAUUUUAGAUUGCAUUAUGCUUUUUGUAUAAUAUAUUAUUUUUUAAAUUUUUAUAGGAAAAAAGAAGCAGCCAAGCCAAUCGGCUGUAAACCAUUUUGAUCAAUGGAAUAUCUCUCCUCAUGUAUCAAUGUGCAACCAGGUAUUGAUUAUUAAUUUAUUAAUUUUUUAUUUGGUUAUGAGAGUAAUAUUUAUUAAAUUCAUAAAUUGUUACUAUUGCUAUUAUGAUUUUUCACUUAGAAUCAGAGCUAUGCAAGUGUUCCUUUUACAACCAUGUUGCAAAGUGUUGAUGGAGUAUCUCAUUAUUAUUUGUAUUAAUUUCAAUAUUUAAAAUAUUAUUUUCAGGACUCAUCUGCCCAUCUUCCAUCUCUAUCAUAUCACUUUUCUCAGUCAAAUCUAAUAUUGAUGAAUGAAGUAAGUCAUUCUCCUUUUAUAUGUUGUAUGUUUGAUGAUUAGAGUUUUCUAUAUAAGUUACGAGCUCAUUUGGUGUUUUGAUUUUAUAUUAGGGAAUGCUGUUCAAACCCGACAAUACCUCUGACAUCUCAAGAACUAGAAUGGGAAUGGGAAACUUUUGAUCAAGCCUUGAGCCGCUAAAGUUCCUUUGAUGUUGACAAAUAAAUCGAUUGUCUUAUUUAAUAUAAAUUUACAUCAUUUUUGACAGAUUAUAAAGAUUUUUUUUUUAAUAAUAAUAAAGUUGUUUAUUUGAAUAUUUUCAUGAUUGAUUUGCUUGUUUCACCAAUUUUUUACUUUUGUAGUUUGAAUUCUUAUUACGUUAGAGUUACAUAGCAUAUUUUGUUUGCAUAAGGGAAAGCUGGAAAGUAAUGGGACAUUACACACAUAAAUGAAAUAUGUAGCAAGCAUAUGGUGUCAAAUUUAUGGUGAAAAGAGAAUGGGACAGGGCGUUUAAUAUGGCUAUGCUUUGAUUAAUAAUGGAAGUCUCUUUGACAAAUUUCGCCACAUGAAUUUUGUCACAAUCUUAUUGCAAUAUUCUUGUAACAUUAUAUUGUAAACACAACAUCUAUAAAACAAAUCCUUACAAGUCUUAAAAGGAUUGGUGAGGUUCUAAUUCUUUGUAAAUAUAACAUCUAUAUAAAGGAUUGAAAACCAUACAUUCAUAAUUAAAAAACAGAGCACAAUAGGUCUGGUUUUCAUUCUUUGUAAAACAUUUCAUUCUAAACAUCCACUAAAAGUCCUCAAACGACUCAAAAACAUAUACUAAAGUUUCAAAAUCAGGAACCAAUAUACCAAAUUUUUCAUCUUUUUGUAACAUUUCAUUAGAAAGAUAGCCACUAAAAAAAUCCAUUA